CUUUUCGUGUCCCUGGGAACGCGUCUGCUUUGGCGAGGUUGCCUGUUGUAUGAUGGAGAGCGACUGAGUGAUGGAGGCACUGAAUGAAUGAAGUUCACAGGUUUGGAGGAGUUUCCAAUUAAAUUGUACGAUCAAGCCAUCAAAGAUUGCACAGUGUAUGGGGAAAUAACCUGUAAAUAUGGAGCAGGGAUCCUGGAUUUGUUGUGAGAAGAUGGCAGUUCUCCAUGGGGGUUUUCUGUUGGCCAAGAAGCAAAGUCAACACAAAGUGCUUUUGGAAACAAAAAAAUCUGAUUGGACAACUUUAGGGAAGCCUAUUGUCUGUGCCAUACAUGAGAUCUGUACAGGAGGGACUAACUCAGCACAAGAUCCUGCAGAAACAAAGGACUGGCAAAGGAAAAUACUUGCUUUUUUGUGGGCAAAGCUACUGAACUCUAAUGUAAUUGGAACUAAAGUUAAGGAGGAACUGGAUUCAGAUCCUGAGAGUGACCGAAGGUGGAAGGAAGACCUGUUCUUUUCAGCAGAAAGCAUGAUUCCAGAGAUAAAUCACACUGUUUUUUUUGAAAUGGUAAAAUCACUGGGGGCUUCUGAUGUCUUUGUUGAGUUACUUUCAGCAUUGCCAGCAAAUGCAAGCUGCCUGGAGAUGGCUCAUUUUGUGGAACAUGUUCUUGAUGGAACCUCUGAUGAUGAUGUGGCUUUGUUUCUAGAUGUAUGGUGGGAACUGAUGAAACAAAAUGAUGGACAAAAGAGUAGAAUUGUUCAGACUUUUGGAGACGAGACUAAAAAGUACUUGGCACGUGUGGCUGAUGAAUUUAGUCAUUCAUCGAAGAGACUCAAACUAGAUCCUGAUGUUUCUUCUCUGUUCCCUUCAUUGAACUUGCCUGAAUCUUCCAACAACCUGUCCAUUCCUUGUCUGCUACUAGAUGGUCUUAAGAAAUUGAAAAGUCAUAUAAACUCUUAUGUUUAUAAAUGCUCUGCACUAGCAAAACUGUCAGACAUGAUUUGCAAUUCAGUUCUUUCUGAAAAUAUUGUAGAGUUGUCCACUAAGGUGUAUUUGGAGAAAUUUGCCAGACUGAUUACUUUAGGAAAUCCUGGGGUCCAAAAGUUUCUAGUACCAAACAUUUUCAUAAGGAAUGUGAAGGAGACACAGAGAGAGCUGAGAGCCACUCCUCAGAAGUCUUUAUUCCAGUUGCCUCAGGGAGCACUGACUCCAGGGAUUGAGUUGCUUGCUGAUCUCCUGCACUCAUGGGUAAAUGAACUUCAGACCGAGCCUGAGAAUGACACUGAAAUUCAGAAGAGAAGCCUGGCUAUUUAUAGAACAGUGGAAAGUUUAAAAUGCUUCCAUGAAAUCUGUCCAGUGCUUCAAAACUCCAAGAUAGUAUCUGAAGAUGCAAAGAAAAAUCUGUCUGAUCUCCUGCUGAAUUCAGCCACUUUUAUUCAGAAGAUUGGCACAUCUGUGCCUUUAGAUGAUGCUGCUACCAUAGAUAAAGUUAAAUUUUCCAUUGCUUUGACAAUAAUUGAUGGAAGAAUGGAAAGAUAUGCAGAAAUAUGUGAAAUAUUUGCAUCGAGUCCUGGUUGGGCUUUAUCAGCUGAUGGUUGGCUUGAUUGCCUUGAAAGAAACCAGGACAUUUUCCAAGAUACAAAUUUAGUGUUGAGAUUAGCUGGAACACUCAAAGAAGUUUCAUCUUGUAGGAUCAGCGAAGUGUCAAGGGUUAAACGACUAAUGAAUGUCAUUUUACAUUGCUUGACUGCCCUGUCAGUUGCUGACAAAAAUAAAGUUCUCUUGGGGAUCCUGUCCUCUUAUGGUAGCAAAGGCUUCUGUAGAGACGAGGGACCUUUUAGGGACUGGUUUGAAGAGGAGGUGAACAUGGCAUUCAAUUGUAUUACACAGAGUGAGGCUGCUAAGAACAUUAGUAAAGCAGUGAAUGCAGUUGCAAGAGUUGCUUUCUUAAACCCAGAAGCCACUCUGCAAAAGAUAUGCCACUUGGCUGCAGUGAACCUGGGUGCCCAUAAGCUGCUUGGUCAGAUCCUGAAAAAUUUGUCAGUGCUGUCCUUUAAGGGCAAGCUGUCUUCAGAUGGACUCAAUAUCUUGGCCAAAUGUCUCCUGGAAGCUGCUUGGGAUAGCUUUGCCACCACCAAAGGGGAAAAUCAGUUUCUUGAGUUCUUGACAUCUCUUAUGGAACCAGGAGAAGGAAAUGGUGAAGAACCUCCUAGUCCUCUUCUCCAACCAGCAGAUGCCACAAAGAUAUUUGUCCUUCCUUAUCUGAUGGAAAGCAACUCCGGUAUCGAGUUUCCUCUUAAAGUUCUUAACAAUGCUCUAAAGAUUGAGGUGACAGAUGACGAGACCAAAGAACAUUGGCUACUUGCCUGUUGCCCAUUUCCCCUCAUUUUUGCUCUUUCUCAGCUCCUGGACCAUUGCAUCUUGUGCUGGGAGGAGGGCAACAAUAAAACAUCAAGUCACAUUUCUGUAGAAACAAAAGGUCUCCUGAUUGAGACAUUGAACAUGGUUUGUGAUAUUGUUGGACAGAUCAUUUCUGUAAACCCAGAGAUGUGGUCAACGUCUGUUUGUUGGUUGUACAGAAAAACUGAACAGUUGGACUGGACUGUGCGCCUUAGGUUGAAAAGCAUCUUUGGGAACCAUUUCAAGUAUGAGGUACCUGCCACAUUGUUUGAGGUCUGUGAUCUUUCCGAUGAUGGUUGGUCACCACUUAACCUUCCACAGUAUGGUCCAGGCACUGGACUUUUGGCCUGGAUGGAAUGUUGUUGUGUCUCGACUAAUAUGAUGGAGCAGAUGCUGUCCCAUCUAACAAUUGAUGCUAAAAAUGUUGAGGAGGUCAAUAUGUUUAGCAAAGGCUUUCUAAUUGCACUGAUCCAGGUCCUACCUUGGUGCAGCUGUAGUGAAUGGAAACGCCUCAACCAUGUUGUAAACAGCCUUCUGCAGCGCGAAUUGCUUCAUGUGCCAUAUACCCUGGAAUAUGUUCAUUAUAUGCCACUGCUCAAUCUUCGACCUUUUGCCCAUCCCCUACAGAUAUCUCAGCUUUUACUGAGGGCCUUCCAGCUGAUCUGUAGUUGUAGCUGCUCUGACUGGCUUCCAGCAGCGGGGUGGAAGUAUGUAGCACGACAGUGUGCUGGCAGUAUGUCAGACAUCUUGGAGUCUGUAAGGUGCAGACUCAAAGGGCAUGGAGUUCAGAAUGCAGACGGAAGUCAGGAAGCCACUUUUGUCGUCAUGCAGCUCUUUUGCCAUGUGAUUCACAUUAUGGUGAUGAUGCCCUCCGGCACGUCCGAGCCCCUCUAUUAUGUAGCCUUGGAGCUGCUUUCCCAGUACGAGACCCUGACAACUGCCAAUACUUCUACCUCCGGGCUACUCAGCAAAGUUGAUGAAAAACACUUCCUCUAUUCCAUUGCCGAGAAUCUGUCCAGCGAAGAUCAACGUUCUGUGCUACUGCAGAAAAUCAACAAAAUCUGUUGAGUAACAAAAUCAGAAAUUGUUAGAAAGUCUCAGCAUCUGUGGAGAGAAUUCAGAGUUAACAUUUUGGGGUUAAGUGACCCUCCUUCAGAGCUGAUAGUUACAUUGUUUUUUAUGCAAAAGAUAGGGUGGGGGUGGAGACAAAGUGUAAAUGUUUAUUCCCUACCCCCUCCUCUCACCCUAUCUUCUGUAGAAAAAGUAACUUUACCCUAGCUACCAGCAGGUCUGAAGAAAGUUCACUGGAUCCAAAAGGUGAGCUCCAAUUUCUGCCUGCAGAUUCUGCCUGACCUGCUGAGAUUUUUCAGCAGUUACUGUUUUUGUUUCUUAUUGCCAGCAUCUGCAGCUCUUUUUUCGUUUUUUUUUAAUUUGUUGAGUAGUUCAGUGGCUGUUUAUCCAUGAGCUGCCGGGGUUUGACAUUGCAGGGGUGUUAUAUUGUAUGGAAAAAGAUUCAUCUUGUUUUGGAGACUCCUAAUGCUGAAAACUAUUCUGACCUGUACAGGUCCUGACAAGUGAACGUUCAAAGUUACCAGUGAACAGUUGAAUUGAGACAGAACACUGAGUUGUUUCCAGCCAUAUCUGGAUCUUGAAUUGAAAUUUAUAAGACUCCCAAUCUGUAAUUUAACUUUGUGUGAAUAUUGAGAGCGUAACUCAACUUUUUUUCAGUUAAUUUGUUUUGCCUUUUUAUGGGCUUUGUGUGUCUGCCCCAGGUGGUAUGAGAGAAGGUUUAGAACAAAACCAUGCUCCCUCAGAUUUUAUUUCCCUCCACAUGUUUUGAAGAUAUUAAAAACUUCUUAAAGGGAUGUUAUCAAGAGUUUUUCUUUUCUCUAUACCGGCUAUUCCACUUCUAUAAUUGUGAACAGGAAAUUAUUUUGGUGCUUUUAUUUUGUAGAUCCGCUUUGGUACAAACAGAUAGACCAAGCUGCCUAUAUGAAAUCUGAAAGAAAUUCAACUACCAGUCAAAACAAAAGUUCAAAUCCUGACUUGAAUGGUUUGUUCCCCUUCUGUAAGUGGAUCUGGUAACUUACGAUUGGGAUGGUAGUAAUCUUACAGCAGCGAUUGAAUGGCAAUACUAUUCCAAAUCAGGAUGUGUAACUUGUGGGAGUACUUGAAACUGGUGGUUUUGCCAGGUAUCUGCUGCCUUUGGUUGUCCGGCCAGAGAGAUUAUGGAUUUUGAAGGUACAGUCCCAGGAACCUUAGUAAGUUGCUGCAGUGCACCUUGGAAAUGAUACACACUGCUGCUGUCGUGUGUCCGCUGUUAAUGGAGCAAAUAUUUGAAGUCACGGAUGGGCUGCUGAUCAAUUGACUUGCUUCACCCUGGAAUAUUUUGAACUUCACAGUGGCUCAGUGCUUAGCACUGCUGCCUCACAGCACCAGGAGCCUGAGUUCAAUUCCAACCUUGGGCGACUGCCACUGUGGAGUUGGCACCUUCUCCUGUCCUGCAAGGGUUUCCUCCAGGUACUCCAGUUUCCUACCACAGACCAAAGAUGUGCAGGUUAGGUGGAUUGGCUAUGCUAAAUUGCCCAUAAUGUCCAGGGAUGUUUAGGUUAGGUGGAUACAAGGUUGCAAGAGAUAGGGUGAAUCUGGGUGGGAUGCUCCUCAGAGUCGGUGUGGACUUGUUGGGCUGAAUGGCCUGUUCCCACACUGUAGGGAUUCCGUGAAAUACACAAGUGCGGGUUGUGCUGUGCUUAUUCAGCAAGUAGAGAACAUUCUGUUACACUCCAGACUUGCACCUUGACAGAUUUUGGGGAGUCAGGAGGUGAGCUGCUUGCUACAGAAUUUACAACUUCUAAUCUAUUAUUGUAGCCACUUGUACCAAGAUGGGUGACAGGAGUACUAAUCUGGAGAUCUGAGCUCAAAUCCCGUGAUAGCCACUGAGGAAUUUACAUUCAUUUAACUGUCAAAUCUGGACUAACACAUUACAGUCAGAAAUGGUGAGGUUAAUGGAUUAGCAUGGAAGUGUCUGGUUCACUAAUUCCCUCUAAGGAAGUAAGCCAUUUUUUCCUAGUCUAUCUUGUUAGUGACUCCAGACCCGAAACACGAAUGACCUUAUGUUGGAGGCCAGUCAUAGUCAUGCAGCACAGAAACAGACCCUUCAGUCCAACCUUUCCAUACUGACCAUAAUCCCAAACUAAACUAGUCCGACCUGCCUGCGCUUGGGCUAUAUUCCUCCAAAUAAGUACUCAUGUACUUAUCUAAAUUUCGUAAAGAACAUAGAACAUUACAGCACAGUACAGGCCCUUUGGCCCUCGAUGUUGUGCCGACCCGUCCUACCGAUCUCGAGCCCAUCUAACCUACACUAUUCCAUGUAUGUCCAUAUGCUUAUCCAAUGACGACUUAAAUGUACCUAAAGUUGGCGAAUCUACUACCGUUGCAGGCCAAGCGUUCCAUUCCCUUACUACUGUCUGAGUAAAGAAACUACCUCUGACAUCUGUCCUAUAUCUUUCACCCCUCAAUUUAAAGCUAUGCCCCCUCGUGCUCGCCGUCACCAUCCUGGGAAAAAGGCUCUCCCUAUCCACCCUAUCUAACCCUCUGAAUAUUUUAUAUGUUUCAAGUAAGUCACCUCUCAACCUUCUCUCUAAUGAAAACAGCCUCAAGCCCCUCAGCCUUUCCUCGUAAGACCUUCCCUCCAUACCAGGCAACAUGCUAGUAAAUCUCUUCUGCACCCUUUCCAAAGCUUCCACAUCCUUCUUAUAAUGUGGUGACCAGAACUGUACGCAGUACUCCAAGAGCGGCUGCACCAGAGUUUUGUACAGCUUCACCAUAACCUCUUGGUUCUGGAACUCGAUCCCUCUAUUAAUAAAAGCUAAAACACUGUAUGCCUUCUUAACAGCCCUGUCAACCUGGGUGGCAACUUUCAAGGAUCUGUGUGCAUGGACACCGAGAUCUCUCUGCUCAUCUACACUACUAAGAAUCUUACCAUUAGCCCUGUACUUUCCCUUCUGGUUACUCCUACCAAAGUGCAUCACCUCACACUUGUCUGCAUUGAACUCCAUUUGCCACCUCUCAGCCCAGCUCUGCAGCUUUCUAUGUCUCUCUGCAACCUACAGCAUCCUUCGUCACUAUCCACAACUCCACCGACCUUAGUGUCGUCUGCAAAUUUACUAACCCAUCCUUCUACGCCCUCAUCCAGGUCAUUUUAAAAAAUGACAAACAGCAGUGGACCCAACACCGACCCUUGCGGUACACCACUAGUAACUGGUCUCCAGGAUGAACAUUUCCCAUCAACUACCACCCUCUGUCUUCUUUCAGCAAGCCAAUUUCCAAUCCAAACUGCUGCAUCUCCCACAAUUCCGUUCCUCCGCAUUUUGUACAAUAGCCUAUUGUGGGGAACCUUAUCAAAAGCCCCUCACGUCUUUUUAAAAUCUUUCUCCUCUCACCUUCUCCUUAUAAUUUAAACUUUCCAUUUCUGGCAACACCCUCGUAAAUCUCUUCUGAACCGUCACCUGUUUAAUAACACUCUUCCAGAACAGGGACACCGGGACUGCCCUACAUCAAGAACAUAUCAGAACUGACAGCGAGACUCCUAUGACCACGAGAAAUCAUGGUAGCGCACAAGCCGACAGCUACUCUACAGUAAUGAACUUUCCUUAAUAUCGGUACACGCAGAUAAUGAAGGCCAUCAGUUUAACUGGGACAAUGUAACCAUGGUAGCCCAAAUGAAACAGACAUGCAUGGGAAUUCUUAGAGGCAUGGUUCUCAACCCAUAAUGCAAUCAACAAACAUAUGGAAUUGGACCCCGUGUACAAACCCCUACGGAACAAAACCGGAAAUGACACGACUCACCAUAAUGGACCAGACAGUGUAAACCCUAAGUGGAGUAGCACAACAUUGCUUCAUCAAAGGCCUCACUGAUGCUGUUACCUGGCAUGGUGACGAAAACAAGCCAGCUUGGCGAACAAGUUAAUGACCUCACCUGUAACCUGAGCUAUGGAACUUUGCUAAAUCCUUAACUGAAAUAUGGCAGUUCCAGACAAUGUGGCACACAGUCAAUACUGCAGUGAGCUAUUAAUAAUGUGCUAAAGCCUCUGGAGUGAAACUUCAACACUUCACUCAAGAACAAUCUCACUUAGAUACUACUGUUCAAACCAGGCUGGUACCUUUUACAGUACUGGAUUACCAGGUGGAUAGCAUUUUUUUUCUAAUUUAACUGAUUUAUCUAAUUAACAUGUCCAGAGAUGUUAGAACACACUUCUGAAGCAGGUGGGAUUUGAACCUAGGUCUCUCAUUUCAGGGGUAGGGAGACUGCCACUGCACAAAAAGAGGGCCCUAAAAACCUACUGCACCUGGUAUACCAGGCAACCUCCCAUCCAAGUACAAAUUGGGCCUCAGUCUGCUUAGCUUCUUAGAUCAAGCAUUUUUUAGAUUAAUCUGUUGGCAUUACUGUUGAGGAAGAAUCAGGAACACCUGGUUCUUUUCAGUAGAACUCAGAAGGUUAAGAGAUGUUAGAGGUCUCUUAUAUCAGUAGAGCUGACUAAUUUCACCUGUUCAUUUUAUAAGUAUUAGGGUCAUCAACAGAAUGUAGAGUUCAGGGAAAUUGUUCUAUUCACGAAAGUUGUUAGCACAUGAAUACUCUGUCAGAAAUUGGUGCAAUCACAAGCAAUUGUAGGUUUUGCAAGGGGCAUUGAGUUAAUCAAUUUGUUUUUUAAUAUUAUGAGGAAAAGAUUGAGAAUUGGGACUAAAUGGCAGACCCAAUAUUGGCAUGAGGACCUAUUGGCCUUCAGUGCUAUAAAUUCUAAGAUGUUUCUACACACAAAUAGAACUAUUUCAUGAAUACUCUGUGGCCAUAUCUUUUGGCUUGAGGAUGUUUAUCAACAUUGAAAACUGGUACAACAAAUUCCAGAGAGUUGUAGUUAAACAAAGCAAUUAAGAUUGUGCCAUUUGCUAUGUCUCUACAGGUUAAGGUGGAGAAAUCUCAUUGUUGCAGUGAGUGCUUUUCUGCAAAAGAAUGAAUAUCCAAGUUGGACAGAUGGGAAGUCACUUGCAAAAGUAUCCAUAAGAAUUUUUAAAAUGAUGUUUUACAAGCUUUAAAUGUGUUUUGAGAGUCCACACUGCAAAAUCUCUCAGAACAGCUCAUGAAAAUCCAUGUGGUAAUGUAGCUUGUAUAUGUUGCACACGGUUGGGCUAUCAAACUGGAGAUAGGUAGUGUGAAAAAAGACUCUUAUACUUGAAUAAAUGGUUUUGUAUUUUACAGUGUGAUAGUCACAAAUUAUUUGCUGUGAACUUGCUUUCAACUAAGAAAUAUUGCCUACCAACUUAGAAUUGCACAUUUCCUACUCUUAAGCAACUUACUUUCAAAGUGAGAUUUUAUUCAAAUGGAUUAUCGAGUAAACUUGUUUGUUGCAAACAAGACACCUAUGCAGUGACUGUCGUCUCAAUUUGCGCGCUACAGGUUAUUGAAGCAGGCUGGAUGUAGAGGGUAAUUUGUGCUGAGUGCCAACAGCAUUGGCUACAGGCCAGACAAUCAAGGCUGCAUUAAUGUUAACUCCUGUUCAGCUGCUUUAGUAGAAGCCUUGUAAAAUUAUUCCUUUUGUGUCGCUGAUAUGUUCACUGCAGUCAUACCCAGUGGUUAAAAAGGAAAAUAUUAAUUCCCUUUACUCCUCUGCCCUGAAG
Stegostoma tigrinum is the source of this 9073-nucleotide messenger RNA. It is a transcript of the gene gemin4, whose product is annotated as gem (nuclear organelle) associated protein 4. The record is from RefSeq and is a predicted model, not a curated record. Lineage: Eukaryota; Metazoa; Chordata; Chondrichthyes; Orectolobiformes; Stegostomatidae. Gene Ontology annotation, cellular component: SMN complex. The transcript is spliced from 3 exons. Gene Ontology annotation, biological process: spliceosomal snRNP assembly; rRNA processing. Bases 179 to 3466 code for a protein of 1095 amino acids.